CGCCGCAGCAUCAAAUAAAUCCUCAAAACCCUAGAAAUAGAGCGAGGCACUGAGAGCAAUAGAUCAAGUCUAUGGAGAAGAUGGAAGGAGAAGGUGGAGUUGUAGAAAAACCAAGAGAUAUCAGACGUUUUUACUGUGAAUUUUGUGGGAUUUGCAGAUCUAAGAAGUCUCUCAUCGCAUCUCAUCGUCAAACCCACCACAAGGAAGAGAUCGAAAUGAAUAUGGAUGGAAUUGAUGAACAAGAAGAGGCAAAAUCAAGUAAUAAUACUUGUCAAGAGUGUGGUGCUAGUUUUCAAAAGCCAGCUCACUUGAAACAACAUAUGCUGAGCCAUUCUCUUGAGAGGCCAUUUACUUGUCCUGUUGAUGAUUGUCACUCGAGCUAUAGAAGGAAAGAUCAUUUGAAUCGCCACUUGCUCCAGCACCAAGGGAAACUAUUCUCAUGUCCUGUAGAAGGCUGCAACAAGAGGUUUGCUUACAAAGGCAACAUGAAGCGUCACGUAGAGGAUAUUCAUGAUGAUGAAGGAUCUUCUUCUUCUGAUAGUCAAGGUCAAACACAGCAUAUUUGCCAAGAAGUUGGAUGUGGGAAGGUGUUCAAGUAUGCAUCAAAACUGAGGAAACAUGAAGAGUCUCAUGUGAAAUUGGAGUCUGUGGAGGCAAUCUGCUGUGAACCUGGCUGUAUGAAGUACUUUGCAAAUAAUGAUUGCCUUAAGGCUCAUGUCCAAUCCUGCCACCAACAUAUCCUGUGCGAGGUUUGUGGGACAAAGCAAUUGAAGAAAAAUAUGAAGCGGCAUAUGCGUGGACAUGAAAAUGAAGGCUCAUCUGAAAGGAUAAAGUGCAGCUUCAAGGGCUGUGAAUGCACAUUUGCAAAUAAAUCAAAUCUCAAUCAGCAUGUGAAGUCUGUACACCUUGAGCUUCGUCCAUUUGCUUGCCAGUUUCCUGGUUGCGGUCAGAGAUUUGCUUUCAAGCACGUUAGGGAUAACCAUGAGAAAUCUGGUUGUCAUUUUUAUGUCCAUGCGGAUUUUGAAGAGGCAGACGAACAAUUACAAAGUAGACCAAGGGGAGGACGGAAGAGGACUUGCCCGACUGUAGAAACUUUACUACGAAAGCGAGUUGUUCCGCCCAGCCACACUGAUUCAGUCUUGAACCAUGCUCCCGAAUACCUUGCUUGGUUACUAUCUGCAGAGGAUGACUGUUAGCCAGUUAGUUGCUGUUUAAGAGCCAUAUAGCUUUUAUUUGAUUACGAGGCUUUGGUAUAGUGUGCUGUCUCAAGAGUUUAUAUGUAAAAAGUAAAAACAAACAGUUCGAAAUCAUAUGUAAUAACUAGAAGUAAAUUACCACAAUCUCAUUCUCAUGUGAUAUAGUAUUAGAAACAUCUUUUUUUUCUUGGCGACCA
This is a messenger RNA of Papaver somniferum (opium poppy), 1393 nucleotides long. RefSeq names its product transcription factor IIIA-like. The record is from RefSeq and is a predicted model, not a curated record. Bases 72 to 1196 code for a protein of 374 amino acids. NCBI's taxonomy places the organism in Eukaryota, Viridiplantae, Streptophyta, Magnoliopsida, Ranunculales, Papaveraceae. The transcript is spliced from 6 exons. Gene Ontology annotation, cellular component: nucleus. Gene Ontology annotation, biological process: regulation of transcription by RNA polymerase II.